AUGAGUCCAGAGCAUCCGUCAUUUCGGGCACGUGGUCGAUCCAUGCUAAGUGCCGAUCAGAAGUCAUUUAGAGAUUAUUCCGAUGAUAUUGCUUCGUCAAGACUAGUAAUUGUUGAGGAUGGAGUGCCACUUGGAUGCUUUAAUGGCAGAUGGGGUGGUGUUCAGGGGUGGUUUCGAGUGGAAGAAUGUGUCGAGCAAGUUGAUGGAAAAUCCACAUGUGUAGGGGCUGGAGCUUCAAUAAGCUAG
This is a messenger RNA of Ilex paraguariensis (yerba mate), 246 nucleotides long. NCBI's taxonomy places the organism in Eukaryota, Viridiplantae, Streptophyta, Magnoliopsida, Aquifoliales, Aquifoliaceae. The record is from the annotation of a GenBank genome assembly.